CACACAGUGGAAGUUUAUCUAGAAUUUCCUUUUCUUUUCUUUUAGACCUUAGAAGCUUUUGUGUAAGGAAAAGAAAAGAAAAUUCUUCCCAGCAAGCAAGAAAAUAAGAGAUUUCCUUCCACUUUUCCCGAGAAAAUCCGAGAAAAUGGCUCUGCUUCGGAGAAGAAACAAAGCUUCCGGUUCUGGCACCAAAGAGGAAGAAGAGGGAGCAGAAAUAGAAGUAGAAGAAGACGAUGACAAGAACAAGAAGGAGAAGAAGAAGUUGGGCAAAACAGAGAAGGCUAAUAGUAGCAAGAAAGCGAAGGAGAAGUGGUCGUGUGUGGACAGCUGCUGUUGGCUGAUUGGGUGCAUUUGCACAAUUUGGUGGCUUCUGCUGUUUCUGUACAAGGCAAUGCCGGCGUCGUUCCCUCAGUUCGUCACGGAGGCGAUAACAGGGCCGUUGCCGGACCCGCCGGGCCUCAAAUUGAGGAAGGAAGGGUUGAGAGCCGAGCAUCCGGUCGUGUUCGUGCCGGGGAUCGUCACCGGCGGCCUCGAAUUGUGGGAGGGCCACCAGUGCGCCGAGGGCCUGUUCCGCAAGCGCCUCUGGGGUGGCACCUUUGGGGAAGUCUAUAAAAGGCCUUCGUGUUGGGUGGAGCAUAUGUCACUGGACAAUGAAACUGGACUAGAUCCUCCUGGUGUGAGGGUUAGGCCUGUCUCCGGGCUCGUUGCGGCUGACUACUUUGCUCCGGGGUAUUUUGUGUGGGCAGUUCUAAUUGCCAACUUGGCUCGUGUUGGUUAUGAGGAGAAAAACAUGUAUAUGGCUGCAUAUGAUUGGAGACUUUCAUUUCAGAAUACUGAGGUAAGAGACCAAACACUUAGCCGAAUAAAGAGUAACAUAGAAUUGAUGGUGGCAACAAAUGGCGGCAAAAAGGCGGUUAUACUUCCACACUCAAUGGGCGUCUUAUAUUUCCUGCACUUUAUGAAGUGGGUUGAGGCACCAGCUCCAAUGGGUGGUGGGGGAGGACCAGAUUGGUGUUCAAAGCAUAUAAAGGCAGUGAUCAACAUUGGUGGACCCUUUUUGGGUGUUCCAAAAGCUGUGGCCGGACUUUUCUCUGCCGAAGCCAAGGAUAUUGCAGUAGCCAGGGCUAUUGCGCCCGGUUUUUUGGAUAAUGAUCGAUUCCGCCUUCAAACUUUACAACAUGUAAUGAGGAUGACUCGCACAUGGGAUUCAACCUUGUCAAUGAUACCAAAAGGUGGGGACACCAUCUGGGGUGGCAUGGAUUGGUCCCCCGAGGAAGGCUACAGUCCUAGCAGGGAAAAACAAAGAAACAAUGACACCCAAUUUUCUCAAUCCGAAAUAGUUAACUAUGGGAGGAUUAUAUCAUUUGGGAAAGAUGUAGCAGAGGCACCUUCAUCUGAGAUCGAGAGGGUUGACUUUCGGGGUGCUAUCAAGGGUAGUAAUGUUGCAAAUACUACCUGCCGUGAUGUGUGGACUGAAUACCAUGACAUGGGACUUGGCGGUAUCAGAGCUGUUGCAGAUCAUAAAGUUUACACUGCUGAGUCAAUUAUAGACCUGCUUUAUUUUGUUGCCCCGAAAAUGAUGGCGCGCAGUAGUGCUCACUUCUCUUAUGGAAUUGCUGACAAUUUGGAAGACCCAAAAUACAGUCACUACAAAUAUUGGUCAAACCCGUUGGAGACAAAAUUACCGAAUGCUCCAGAUAUGGAAAUAUUCUCCCUCUAUGGAGUUGGAAUACCAACUGAAAGAGCCUACAUUUACGAGUCAUCUCCUUCUGCUGAAUGCUACAUCCCAUUUCAAAUCAAUACUUCAGCCAACGGCGACAUCGAAGAUAGCUGUUUGAAAGACGGAGUCUAUACUGUUGAUGGCGACGAGACCGUGCCUGUGUUGAGUGCAGGCUUCAUGUGUGCCAAAGGUUGGCGCGGAAAGACCAGAUUCAACCCUUCAGGAAUCAAAACAUACAUAAGGGAGUAUGAUCACUCCCCUCCAUCCCAUCUGCUUGAAGGCAGGGGUACCCAAAGCGGUGCUCAUGUUGACAUUAUGGGAAACUUUGCUUUGAUUGAGGAUAUCAUAAGAGUGGCGGCUGGUGCCAAAGGUGAGGAUUUGGGCGGUGAUAAAGUAUACUCGGACAUUUUCAAAUGGUCUGAUAAGAUCAGCUUGCCUCUAUAAUUAUAGUGGUAUCUUGUGCUCUUCUCUUGCUUUUAUAUUCGAAAGAAUAUAAAUUAGCACAUUGUUGUAACCAUAGAUUUCUUGGCCACUCUCACCUUAAAAUGUUGAUUAAUAUCAUUGUUUUACCAAAGUGACCCGGCUCUUCCACUUUUUAUGGAAAUGUCAGAGUCCAAACUAUACAUCUCUGUGUGUGUAUUUGUAGCUGAUGGUAUAAAGUUUUUGAUCUUUUUCUUGA
Morus notabilis is the source of this 2399-nucleotide messenger RNA. RefSeq names its product phospholipid:diacylglycerol acyltransferase 1. Gene Ontology annotation, biological process: lipid metabolic process. The coding region runs from base 146 to 2164 and encodes 672 amino acids. Gene Ontology annotation, cellular component: cytoplasm. The record is from RefSeq and is a predicted model, not a curated record. NCBI's taxonomy places the organism in Eukaryota, Viridiplantae, Streptophyta, Magnoliopsida, Rosales, Moraceae. The transcript is spliced from 6 exons.